UUUCAUCGUGUUCAAAAUUUUAUUUAAGAAGAAUCGCUUCUCGUUACUGAAACAGGCGCGUGAAUCAGUGGAAGACAUUCAUAAAAAUAUUGGUUAAAAAGAACCGCGUUAUAUUUUGUUCUGAACCUGAACCAUGGAUCAUACUUGGAGAAAAUCUGUAAAAAUUAUAGAAAAAUACAACAGAGAAGAAAGUCUUCGAUGUCGAGCAGUAAAUUUAGUUCCAGAGGAUUACUAGAAUUGUACUAUCCUGUAGUCCAGAGCUGACGCUAGAGCUGAUCGAUCCAGUCAUCUAGAACUGAUCCAAGAAUUGAUUGAUCUAGUCGUCUAGAACUGAUCCAAGAAUUGAUCGAUCGAGAAAGAUCCAGUCAGGCUUGAUCUCAUAUUCAAGUCAAGAUGAAGCCAAACCAAAAUCUGUUUCUGCUCGCCCUGUUCAUGUGGGCAAAAGCGGCAAAAAUUCUUGCACAAACUCAAACUUCCGUUUUUUCUUCUGCCGAAGACACCAACACUUUUGUGACAAAAGGGCAAAACAAUAACGCUCCAGAUGUUAACAUCGGAUCACCGAAUAAUAUAAAAAAUGAUAAAAGAGACAUCAUCGACGUCUCUAGACAUGCAAGAGGACACGAUAAUAUGGCCAAAAGAAAAGAAAAUAAUGUAAUUGAAAAAAUUCGCCAUGAAACCGCCGCGAGUGCAAACCAUUACACCACCGCAGAUGAUGCUAAUGGUUUGGUCUCAGACAAAAUCAUCAAUUUCGCAAAUGAUGAUGAAAAACAUUAUCGCAACAGAGAAUUUCGCUCUAAGAAAAAACACAGGAAUAUUUCAAGUCAAGGCAAAAACAAAAAGAAACGCUCCAGAAGUGAUCAUAUUUUGGGCCUCUUACCUGACCAUUGGCGCAAACUACAGGAGGAUCGCUACCUUCGUCCGAUAGACGUGGCCGCUGAAGCUCGUCUCGCAGCUCGGAGGAAGGCCGCGUUCGAGGUGUACGUCGCGACCAAGAACUCCAGCCUGAACGUGCAUGUGGAUGACGUCAUGGUGUACAGUGUUGCGGGCGAGGCUUCGGACGAGGUGCACGCGCUGGCGCUGUCAGGCGACGGAGAAGUGAUGCUUCGCCGCGACUUCCGUACGGGACAACCGGCGGAGACUGAACUGCUUGGCCAAACCCUGACCAACCUGCAGCCCGGGGCUCUGGUCGUCUUGGUCAUGAUGUUCGGUGCCGGGGACUUCCUGAGAAGCACAGAGCGCAUGCUGCUGCACCACCUGGGGAUGAGGGGCGACACCGUGGGAGGAGCCCUCAAGUUAGGCGCUGACGUGGCGCAGGGGAUAGGCUCGUCUCCAUACCUCAUCGACGACACGCAAUUAAGACAACGAAUAGAAGCGGAAAGGACGAAGGGGUUGAAGAUGCCCUAUAAAGUUCUCUUGCUCACACCUGAAGGGGAGGAAGUGAGGGAAGAGCUGCACGACGAGAAUGGCCGACUCUUGGUGUACAAUGGUUACGUUGGAACAGAUGAUCCGUCUAUCCUGAUCAGUGUUGUUCCCGACAACUGGCCGCCGCAAAAUGCAGGGGAGAAGUUCGUGGCACGAGCCUACCUCGAAACUGCCAUCGUCUUGAAAGGGAAUAAAGACCAACAGUCCAACCUGGAUCUAUCACUUCUCCUCCCUAGAAAUCGAGGAACAGAAUGCGACUGGCACCGGGACCCCCGGCGACAGAAGCAGGCGCAGUUUUGUCGCCGCCACGAAGGGUACGGGACUUUGUGCCGCUGCAAGGACCCUUUGGACCCCCAGCGGCUGCGACGGUCCUCGGACCACAUCCCCAUGUCGGAGGCCAUCCCCGUCGCCAUGCUCACCGCCACCAAGUGCCACUUCUUCUACCGGCAGCUGAUAAGUCUGCUGCUUGCCAAGGGUGCGGCGCAAACCGACAUUUUGGUUCUCACCGAUGGUCAUCAGGAGGAAACUUCGCAGCUGGCCGCCAUCUUUGAUCUGCCGGUAAUCGAGCACCGCCACGAGGGAGACGCCGGCACCAGCACGCCCCUCAACGCGCACUUCAGAUUUUCUUUGUUCACGGCCUUCUCGACCUUCCGCAACGCCUCUAAAGUCAUCAUCUUGGAGGACGACCUCAUCGUAUCGCCUGACUUCAUCAGCUACUUCCACCAGACGGCGUGGCUGCUGGACGCUGACGCCACACUCUACGUCGUGAACAGCUUCUCCGCCAACAGCUGCCCCACGGUCGCCGCUGACGCCACACGUGUUAGGCGCUCCGAAAUGCUGCCCCAGUUCGGCUGGAUGGUCACAAGAGAGUACGCUCAAGACGUUCUACCCUUAUGGGUCGAUAAUUCGGAGACCAUGAUCGACUGGGACUGGUGGCUGCACACUGAACGCCGACGUCGGGGGCGACACGCCUUGGUGCCGGAAGUGUCCCGUAGUUUCCACUCUGGUUCGUUUGGGGCCCACGUCUCAGGGUUCGGCCAGGCCUUCAUAUUCUCGAACAUGAUCUACAACCGCGAUCCAGACACGCGACUAAAUAAUUUACAUCUGCUGACGAAAGAUGCUUACGCAGAACACAUAUUAAAAGAGUUGCAGAAAGCGAAGAUGCUGCCUAGUACUUUCAACCCGUGCUCUUUGGAAACAAUACCGGAAGAAGUC
Hyalella azteca is the source of this 2637-nucleotide messenger RNA. RefSeq lists its product as uncharacterized. Gene Ontology annotation, cellular component: Golgi membrane. Gene Ontology annotation, molecular function: beta-1,3-galactosyl-O-glycosyl-glycoprotein beta-1,3-N-acetylglucosaminyltransferase activity. The record is from RefSeq and is a predicted model, not a curated record. Gene Ontology annotation, biological process: protein O-linked glycosylation via N-acetylgalactosamine. Lineage: Eukaryota; Metazoa; Arthropoda; Malacostraca; Amphipoda; Hyalellidae.